Messenger RNA from Halichondria panicea, 1122 nucleotides. Its product is annotated as rho GDP-dissociation inhibitor 1-like. Gene Ontology annotation, molecular function: protein binding; Rho GDP-dissociation inhibitor activity. Gene Ontology annotation, biological process: Rho protein signal transduction. The transcript is spliced from 5 exons. The coding region runs from base 279 to 953 and encodes 224 amino acids. Gene Ontology annotation, cellular component: membrane; cytoplasm; cytosol. The record is from RefSeq and is a predicted model, not a curated record. Lineage: Eukaryota; Metazoa; Porifera; Demospongiae; Suberitida; Halichondriidae.
GCUUGUAUAGUCAGCCUCCAUAAUUAUAAGCACUCCCAUUGUUUAAAGUAGCAUACUUUGUGCGUGUGCUCACUCAAGCUCUGAGAGCCUAUGAGAUAGACGCAUUUGUUGGUUUCUAGGAGAGAUAAGAAUGCGUGUCUUGUGUGGCUAGUGUGUCGUGAUUGUGUGUUGGGAAGGGUAAAUUGAUAUCAUUGUAACCAUUAACCAUCACUGUGUGUUUUGUUUCUUAUGUGGUUCACAAUGUUAUUGAUUCACCUUGAAACAAAAACCAGCCACAUAUGCUUGUUGAUUCUAACCUCAUCUCAGUGUGUGUAUUUUACAAAUGCUAUCUUCCUCCCAAUCCACUCUCACCCUAUCUCCAUUCAUGGCAUCAUUUCACCAUCUCACAUGUCACGGAGGAGGAGGACGAGGUUACACCAGGCUACAAGGCUCCUAAACAAGUAGACCUCAAGACUCUGCAAGAUCUUGAUGCUGAUGACGAGGCUCUGGUCAAGUACAAGGCCGAGUUGCUUGGCAACACUACUGACGUACUAGAUGAGGGUGGGAACAACGUGGUGCUCAAGACAAUGUCCGUGUCAGUGGAGGGGAGAGAUGAUAUAACCUUGGAUUUGACGGGUGACUUGACGAAGUUCAAGAGCACACCGAUCAUUAUCAAAGAGGGGACAACAUACAGGAUUAAGAUUGGGUUCAGAGUUCAACGUGAAAUAGUAGCUGGUCUUCGCUACUUCCAAGCUUCAUAUCGGAAAGGAAUUAAAGUUGACAAGAGUAACAUGAUGGUUGGCAGCUACGGUCCUAAGACUGAGGCUCAUGAGCACAGAUCUGCACCAGAUGAAGCCCCCUCCGGAGUGAUAGCGCGAGGUCUCUACACUGUUAAGAGCAAGUUCACUGAUGAUGACAAGAACAUCUACCUUGAGUGGGAGUGGACGCUCCAGAUCAAGAAAGAUUGGGCUUGAUGAUUGUAGACCAUGCGCUUGAACAGACUCGUUUGUUGUUGUGUAUGUAGCCUCUAGAUAUAGUAUAAUUAUUAGCUGUCGUUUUGAACUAGUUAACCAUCUUUUUUGUUGGAAUUUUAACGAUGUUGUACAAUGUAAAGUGUUGUAAAUUAAUCAUUGCAAAAACUUC